GCGAGAGAGAGCAUCCGUUGGAUGCUUAGAGCGCAUAAGUGGGUUUGAGCGUAAAGGGCGCACGUUAGUGUGGUAGGGCUGUGUUGGUUCCUUUCUUCCAUUGAUAAGAAAUAAAAUGCUCUAAACGACCUAAGUGCGAGAGUGUUUUUUUGUUCACAAACAGUGGCUGCCAGAAUGCGGACAAAGUUUGUGGUUUUUCGAAACGCAAGUACAACAAUAAAUGUUGCAGGAAAUCCCUUAAAAAAGGGUUGCACGAUUUGAGGAAAAACAUUAUCAGAUUUACGUAAUUCCUUCACAUGUUAUUUACAGCUGAUUGAUUUCUGUUCCCGCGUUUUUCUGUUGCGUUCGUUUCGUGUAAACACGCAUUAGGUUGUUUUUGCCGGUUGACUGUUCUGGCAGCACUGUUGUUGUUUUUCUGUGGAAUUGCUUUUCAAGUGCAAAACACAAAGCAAGCAUAGAAAAUGGCACAAGCAAGGAAGACGAGCUACCUGCAAGUGUGACAUGGUGCAAAAAGGCGUUUAUGAUUUGUUAUCACUCAUUCCCACUAGCAGAUGAGGAAUAUGAUUCCAUCGAGAUCUAUGAACCGUCCAAACAACAUCCCGCACGGAAGACAACCCAUUGACUCGCUCGAAGCAUCAUCAUCGGAUACAAUUGUUCCAGGCGUGCCAGAUACAUCCAGCGGAAUGUGUAAUGAAUAUGCUCCAUCGUAUAAUACCCGAGGUCCGGGAUAUAAUUCGUGGUAUGUACCGGCGUCCAACGAACCAAAUGUGAAUUAUCCAGCGGCAUCUUCUACCCCGUUGUUACCGGUAGAAACAGACGACGAAGAUCCAGUACCGAUACCGUCGGAACACGAUCCAUCGGAGCAUGUGGUGAUGAAAGAUGGUUACACAUUUUACAUACGCUACUUGGAUGAAUCUGUUUCCGAGGAGCCGCUAGUACAACGCAACCACGGGGCGGAUUUUUGUGAGGUGGAAAGCCUCCCCUCGAUUUCGAAUGAACUGUCCAUGCUGAUGGACGAUAGUAUGCUUCCAGAAGGUGCCAUAUCCAUGUUUGAACCGAACGAAAGUUCACAGCGCGACUGGAUCAAUUAUGACGAGUUGCCUUUGCUGAAUCAGCAAAAGCGACAACAGACUGUGUCGACCGAUCAUGUUUCGCCACAAAGUGACACUUUGGGUGAGAACCAUCGUGGCAAGAAUAACCAAAACACGUUGGUAAAGCCGACAGAAAAUCAACAUGCAAAUGAGGCCGGUUUAAGUGGGUGUGAAAUGUUCCCUGUGUUAACCAACACGGCACAGUCUGCUGGGGCAGAAUUUUCGCAAAGUAACGAAACAGUUCUUAUGAAUAGCAGCGUGCCAACCUUAGUUACCAUGGUGCCUGAUUUUAGUCACUACUGCGUGGAGUGCGAAAAAUUUUUCCCUUCCAACGAUAGUCUUCAAGAGCACAUGGAAUCGAACCAUCGGCUGUUCGACGAAACGCUCAUCACAAGAACGAGCACACCGAAAGCUUCCUUCCACAACCAUGCAUUAGUUUGGCCCUGUACCACGAUAGUAGAUUCCACCAACCAACGUCGGAAGAGGCCAUUUUUCUGUGAUUCAUGUAACAUAUCGUUUGACUUUGUCGAAAGUUACUACAUGCACAACCAUAGCGUCCACGGUGGAGGAGUUGGUACCGGUUACCGAUGAGAGUGAAAGACAAUGCACUACAAUUAUGAUUACAAUAUUCUCAACGCUAGUGUACCUUAAAACCAAACAAAAGUUAGGCGAAACACCUACGGAAAUGUAUGUGUACAGAUGUAAGCAAUUACACCCAUAAAGAUAAAGAAAAGUAGGAGCAUUCUUCAAAGAAGAUGUUGGUUUAUGUCGUUAAAUAACGUAAAUUGCAUAACCAAUGCAAUUGGUCCAAAGCACAGCGCAAAGCAAAACGAAUUGUUACCACGUGGUUAAGUUGAUGUUAAUAAUUAGAAGAACGAAAAGAAGGCAGGUUUUUACUGAUUCUGUUGUUUAUUUUCUAUUGAUACAUUCAAACGAAAUAAAAAAUCAAUUUCCUAAC
This is a messenger RNA of Anopheles funestus (African malaria mosquito), 2049 nucleotides long. RefSeq lists its product as uncharacterized. Bases 552 to 1682 code for a protein of 376 amino acids. NCBI's taxonomy places the organism in Eukaryota, Metazoa, Arthropoda, Insecta, Diptera, Culicidae. The record is from RefSeq and is a predicted model, not a curated record. The transcript is spliced from 2 exons.